Hyalella azteca is the source of this 2224-nucleotide messenger RNA. RefSeq names its product glucoside xylosyltransferase 2-like. The record is from RefSeq and is a predicted model, not a curated record. Bases 183 to 1445 code for a protein of 420 amino acids. Gene Ontology annotation, molecular function: UDP-xylosyltransferase activity. Lineage: Eukaryota; Metazoa; Arthropoda; Malacostraca; Amphipoda; Hyalellidae. Gene Ontology annotation, biological process: protein O-linked glycosylation via N-acetylgalactosamine. The transcript is spliced from 9 exons.
UUUUGGCAAAUGUAACCUUGCACUAUUCCCCUGUAAUAAUAAAUGAAAUUGAAUUUCCAUCAAAAUUAGUUUUCUAUGAAUUCAAUCCUUACUACAUCCAUAGCUCUUCCUCAAGUAGUUCCAUGAAAUCUCAAUCGUUUUGAAUUGAAAUAAAGAUCUACACUUAAUCAAUUCUUAAAACAAUGUUUCACCGCCGUGGCUCGGUAAAAAGAAUUUCGAUUUCUAAGUUGUGUUACGUCCUGGCAAUUGGUGGAACGAUCUUUGUAUUCCUUCAACUUUACUUGGAUCUCAUCGAAAGAAAGUCUGCAGGAUAUUCUGCUUAUCGUCGCAUUAUUCGAAAAGAAGCUAUUUCUGAAGAUAGUGAGGGCGAUUUGUUGAACGUCAAUGAUGAAUUAUUAAUCGAGACGAGGAACACCAUUGCAUCUUAUUCAAAGCCAAUGAUACCGAUCGAAGAAGUAGUAGCAGCGAUAAUUUUGUGUGAAGCCGAUGAGACGAAACCUUACAAAGGUAGCAUCUCAUCAUUCGAGCAACACAUUGAUCGCGCAAAGUCGUUGUUGAAAUCAAUAGUAUUUCUUUCACAGCAGCACAUCAAACUCCAUGUACUAGUGAAUUCUAAUGAAGUGAUCAGAGGAAUUACUUCCGUGGUGGAGUUUUGGCCUCCACAACAACGCAAUAAAAUCGCUCUAAAGUUUAGAAAAGUUUCAUCUCAAUCGACGCUGGGAGUUGAGGAAAAAACGAGGGUGACGUGCGUCUCUAAGAAACUAAUUUUUGAAAAGAUGUACCCUGAGGAAGACGCAUUAAUCUACUUAGAUACGGACAUUGUGUUCCUGCGACCGAUAGAAGAUCUGUGGAGAGUAUUUAAAAAUUUCAACGAUGAGCAGUUAUUUGGAGCUGUAACACCUUUGUGGAGAAUCUUCAAUGACAAACCUUUCACCGAAUUUGAAAAGAUGGUCAAUUUUGCUGGACGGGGUUUCAACGCUGGUCUUCUGCUCCUCAAUCUUACGCGCAUCAGGAGCCAGGCUGAAAAAUGGCAGGCCGCCCUCCAGUCGGCCUUGGAAGUUGUUGCAUUUAAUGAACAGAGCCUUUUCAACCUUAUGAUGAAUUUGAAUCCUGAACAUUUCUACGAGAUGGACUGUGAAUGGAAUUUUCGUUUAGGCUUGUGCACCAACGUCACUCAUCGCUGCCCCGGGCUGGUAGCCAACGGUGUCCAUGCAGUCCAUGGAAAUGGCGGCGCGUUUUUCAAGGACAGAAAUGUAGUUUUAAAGAUUCUUCAUGAAUACUGGAGAGAUUUGGAUAUGUCCAAGUCGCUCAACAAUGUGAUUAGCGAAUUGAAUGCGAUUUUGCCUGACGCCGUUCUGAAGACUCCCCCAUGUGACUUGGUGGAAGGACUACAUGAAAUGCUGAUGAAACAUAUGAAGUUACUCGACGGCAAGCUGGAUAACUAAAUAUACGACUAAAAUGCUUAGACAUUGUUAAACUCUGAACUCCAUUCUACGCUGCUGGAAUCAUGAUAUUAAAUAGGAUAAUAUUUUGGUUUGUUGGCUUGAAUCUGUGCUUUGUAUUUUCAGCGACACCUGACAACCAAAUUUAUGGUUUGAUAGAGUUAUUUUAAAACUAUUCAGCGAAGUUGACUAUUACAUCCCACAUAUAACCUAAUUUUGAAAUAUUUAAAAAUUAUUCCUAAGUGGAAACCCUCCCAGUUAAUUGCAUAAAGAUAUGACCAGAGUUAUAUGCUAGAUAUAGUUAUAGUAAACAUUUCACUAAUACAGUGGAAUAUUUAUUCUCCAAUCAAAAACCUGCUAUUUAGUAGUUUUCUUAUAUAUCGUAGUAGAUGAAUAUUUUGCUUUAUAUUCAGUAGUCAUCAAACUUCUUAUUUAUAGACUGAAGUAAAUUGAAGUACUCUGCAAACAAAAAUUAGCGCUGUCUAGUUCUGUAUGGCGUUAUCAAUAUAUUUGACCACUUUCGUUAUACCUUGUUCUGUCGCGGACUCGAUUAGUUACUUAUAUUUCUGUAGUAAUCUAGCUGCCUAACGGUAGCCUUAAUUCGUAAGGUCCAAGGAAAUUGAUACUUCAAUGAACAUUUACUUCAUAAAGCCACCGCAAAUCCUGCACAUUCAGAAUUUAAUUAGAAAUAGUCCAUAUACAAGUGAAAUCAUAUAUUAUAUUUAUUAUUCUAAGAAGUUCAAAGGGACAUGGUUCACUAUUCCUAAUAAAAAUCGAUUGCA